Molecule: messenger RNA, 4986 nt
Organism: Daphnia pulicaria
Lineage: Eukaryota; Metazoa; Arthropoda; Branchiopoda; Diplostraca; Daphniidae
Gene: myo
Product: growth/differentiation factor 8-like
Exons: 4
Coding region: 802-2658 (618 amino acids)
Biological process (GO): SMAD protein signal transduction
Cellular component (GO): extracellular region
Molecular function (GO): growth factor activity; cytokine activity
Source: RefSeq, a predicted model, not a curated record
UGGAAGGAACGGACGGACGGACGUGCGACGGCCAAGCUUUGAUUUCACCACACCAUUGAAUAAUAAUAAUAAUCAGAGACAAUUUUAGACACAUUAUCACAAAUUGAAUAACAACCCGAAAAAUCCCUAUUGUUAUUGCCACAAUUUCACCCUGUAAUUCGACAACUCGCCAGUGUCCCUCACUUCUCUUUUGCUUGUUUUGUUAUCCAGGCUGACGAUUUGUUGUUGAGUAAGAUUUAGCUCAGAGUAACAUUUUGUUUUUUGGGAUGGAAAUAUAACGCAAACUAGCACCUAGCCAGAGUGACGACUUUCGAUUCUUUGACUUUCACCAACUUUUUCCCCGUGUGUGUGUUUGAUGUUUUAGGUUGUAGCUCAUCCGCAUUGUCCUAUUCCAUCCAGCCAAGUUCAUCCGUUUUCUCUUUUUCAAAUUUUGUUCUGAUUUCAUCCAGCACGGCGUUCCAUUUCGACUAGCCCCACGCAUCACCCCAUUCGUGUCAAACCAUUGGCUGUGCGCCAAUUGAGUCAAAUGAAGUCCAAUUAUUAUUAUUAUUGUUAUUAAACAAGUGAACAACCCCCCUUCAGUGUGUCUGCACGGCCCUACAUCAUCUAUAUGGUCGUCCGUCCUUGUUUCCGUCCUGUUUGCGGCCUGUCCCGCCGCCGUUGUGACGACGUGGUCCCAAUACCAAACAGGAAAUAAAGGCCAGCAACGAAGAAUAAACCCAUCAGGAUCGAAGAGGAGGAAACAUCAGGAGGAGCCAUUGUAGCAGCUGCAGCAUCAGCAGGAAUUCCGCCGCGGCCGAAAUGCUCUGCAAAGUGUCGACGGGCAGCUGCCGAGAUCGUCGGCCCAGCAUCACUGCCACCACCAACAACAACAUGUUGGCCACUAUUGUCGUCGUGGUGUUGAUGGGCGUUUGCUGGCCGGAGCAAGUGGCCGCCGCCCAACUGCACCACCACCAAACAUCUGCCGGAUCUUAUCCGUCCAGCUACAACCUCAACAAGAAUUUGAAUUACAACGACCAAAAGUACAACCAACAACAUCCGCAUCGACACCAGCACCACCUCACCGAUCGACAGCAGCCGACGCCGUCCAGCACGACCACCACCGGCUAUCCGGAAGCGGCCGGCGACGGGAUGGAUUACGAGAACGAAGACAAUUCCGACGGACACGGCAACAAUUUCGUCAACGACGCCAGCAGCCGUGCUGAUGGCUCCUUGUCUUCCGGCGCUGGCGGAUCGUCAUCGUCCGGCUCUUUGAUGGGCCUCCUGCCCGAGCCGGGCUCCUACAUCCCGUCCAAUUGCACGUCGUGCAUCCAGCGCGAGGAGCUGCGCCGCCGCAACUUGGAGGUCAUCAAGGACCAAAUUCUGAGCAAACUGGGCAUGCAGCGGGCGCCCAACAUGACGGGCCGUCUUCCGCCGCGCAUUCCGCCGCUGGAUCACCUCCUGGAUCUCUACGGAAUGCAGGGCGAUGCCCCGCCGGCGGGUGGUCACAGCCGUGGCGGCCACAACAGCCACCACCACCACCAGCAGAGCGACCAGGCCUUUCAAACGGGACCCGUUUACGACGAGGAGGAGGACGAUUUUCACGCCCGCACCGAAAAGGUCAUCGCCUUCUCCCAGCACCUGCCGCACGUGAGACAGGCCCUGAAGCGGACCGAGUCGACGACCACCAAAGGCAUGGAGUCGAUUUACUUUAAAUUCUCCGACAAGGUGACGCGCAGCAGCAAAGUCGACAAGGCCCACCUGUGGCUCUACAUCCAGAAUCAGUUGCCCGGCACGUCGCCAUCGUCGCAGCCCAUCGUCCAGUCGCCCGGCAGCAACAGUCACCACCACCAACAGGCCCAGGUCAUUAGCAAAACGGCCAGCGCAGCCAAUAACGCCAGCACCGUCUGGAUUUACAUUUACAAAGUCGUCCGCGUUCCCGACGGUGAGUCGCCCGUCCUCAAUCCCGUCCGCAUGACCCGCGUCGCUUUACCGCCGCUCCUGGAACUCGUCGACAAGGUACCCGCCACCGGCAAACACAACAUCAACAACAACCAACAACAGCAGAGCGGCGGAUGGGUCUCGUUUGAGGUCCGCAAAGUCGUAGCCGAUUGGUUCCGGUGGCCGGAAGACAAUCUGGGCCUGGUCGUCCACGCUGUCCACGGCGACCACGGACCUCCGCCGUCCUUUACCGUCGGUGGCCCGUCCACUCCGCCGCCGCAACCGUCGCCAUCCAGCGCUGGCAAGCCCGUCCCGUUUAUCGUCAACGAUCACCUCCACGCCGACGGAGCCCUGAUGCCAUUUGUGGAGGUGGUGACGACAGACGGGCGUAAGCAGCGGACCAAACGGACGAUCGGAUUGAACUGCGACGAGACGUCGUCGGAGACGCGCUGCUGCCGCUACCCGUUGACGGUUGACUUUGUCGAGUUCGGCUGGGACUGGAUCAUCGCCCCCAAAAAGUACGAGGCCAAUUAUUGCUCGGGCGAGUGUCCCUACGUCUUUUUGCAAAAGUAUCCGCACACGCACAUCGUGCAACAGGCCAAUCCGGCGGGCACGGCCGGCCCGUGCUGCGCCCCACGCAAAAUGUCGCCCAUCUCCAUGCUCUACUUUGACAACGAGUUUAACAUCAUUCACGGCAAUUUGCCCGGCAUGGUCGUCGACCGAUGCGGUUGCUCUUAAAAAAAAGAAAUGGCUCCGGCUUCCGGCCGUCCGUCCAGCCAGCCGGAAAAUAAUAAAAAAAAAGGUAGAAGGAAGGACUUGGAUCAUUUGGACGAAAUGAUUGACUGACGUCCUUCCAGCCAAGGAUGAAUUUAUAGGAGCGCAGUUGAGUUUAUUAUAUCUAAUAUCUAUUUCCACGACACACUCUUCUUCUUCUUCUUUAAUUUUUAAUUCCCCCCUCAAAUCCAAUCCAGAUUUUGUGUACAUAGCAACCGAACCUGUUUUAUCCCUCUGUUUCGCCGGCAAUGACGUGACCCGUUAAACUUUCUUUUUCAAAAAAUGCAACACCCGAAAAUGUUGUAAGUUGUCAGUGCAGCAUUUUCUAUUUUGAUUCUUUUCCUGAUUUUGUCGUCGUCCCGAACAACACACGCAAGUCGUCGACACCUCUUGCCCGCGACACCUUCCCCCAAUUGGAAAUGAUUUCCCCCCUCUCAUUUCUAUUUUUAAGUUUUUCUCUCUCAUCUCUUCCCCAGCAGCCGAGAGAGAGAAAAAGAAAACAAGAAGAGGAACUGGUUCUGCGCUGGUCGAAAUAUAUUAAUAAGAAUAACAAUCAGAAUAUCAACUCGUCAAUCAAAGCCACACACAAUUUGAGACCAAAAAAGUCACGACAACAAACCAGAAGAGAAAACCAGUUGGAUAUUUUGGAACCCAAAAAGAAGAAGAAAGAAAGAAGAAGAACGGUAUACGUUUUGGUUGUUUUCGACACACGAGAAUGGGAGUCCGUCAGCAGCAGCAGCAGGAGCGACGAAUAAGGAAAUGAUAAUGAAUUGACGAUGGGCAUCUCCACAGUUAAAGAAGAAGAAGAACAAGUCCGGGGAGGAAUAACCUCGCCUAGCUUGUUGUCCAGCAACUGACAAUUUGAAAUUCGAAUUUCGCCCAGCGCAGCUUCAGGCAAGGACGUCUGAAUAAAUUUUCCUUUUAUAUAAUUCCAGCUCCUCUAUCCAUCCAUCUAUCGCUAUAAAUAAUAUCUACCAACAACACUGUUGCUGCUGCUGCUGCUCGUAUUUGUCUAUACACUUAUUAUUCUUCUUGUAGAAAUCAUUUCACCAGCACGUCGUUAUAUUGCCAUCAGAUCGCCACCGCCGACCAUCAUCAUGUCCAAUCUUUCACUUUUCUUGUUUCUUUCUUCUUGGAAAAAAUUAUCGAUCAAUUUCGUCUUGGCUUAUUGUGACUUUAUUGAUUGUCCAUCCGUGCGUGUCCGUUGCUUCACUUUCAUUUUUGCGCUGCCAAAUUAUUUCCUGCCCCCUCCCAACUCGAAAUUGAUUGGGGACUGGGGGGGCGAAUGAGAAAAAAAACCGCCAAUUUUUGCGCUUUCAAAUUUCGUUUUUUCGUCUUUUGUGGUGUUGUUGUUGUUGUUGUUGUUGUUGUGUUUCCGGGUUGACAUAAUGCGGAUGUGAUAACAAGACUGUGACAUAUGUUCAUCUCUUGUGUGUGUGUGUGUGUGUGUGUGAUGUAGUCGAAGAGAAAGUGAUGUAGAGAAAAGAUGAUGAGAGAAAAGAACCAAGUUUGUGUAUGCAGUUGUGCACCACCUGCGCGUCUUUUGAUCGAGCGACGUCAUCGAUCACCGUUUUGUUCAUCAUCGUUACAUCAUCAUCGUCAGCUAAUAAUAAUAUGCAAACAAAAGAAGAAGAAGAAGAAGAAGAAUGGUAGUACACGAUGAAGGAGGGAAAGAGACGCGCACAUCCUUGUUUGACUGCAUUGUGAUACCCAGUUGAUUUUGAUUAUUCGCCCAUUUUUCGUGCUAUUCUUUUUUGGAAUUAUAUUGACCUAACCUAACACGUACUACACUCUAUUCUAGAGCGUUUAUAAAUAGAUAUUCAUUCAAGUGCGUAUUGUAGAGCCACCACCUUCAUCUUUCUUUCCCCCCCCAUCCAAACCCGAUAAAUCUGUUUGUUCGCAAUGACAUAAUGUACAGUCCGCCCCCGCACUCGUUUGCCUCUUCUUCCUUUUCAGCCCGUUUUCAUUCAUUUACUACACAUAAUUUUUGCCGGCAGACUCUUAUCUUAUCCAUUUGUUUGUUUUUUAAUUGUGUGUGCCAAUGCCAUUGAAUUGCCAACUAUUUGAUUGCCAACGACGAGCAAACCAAAUGACGAUGACGACGAUGAAAAAUAGUAAAACACCUUUUUUUUUAAUUUUGCGCGCGCGCAGAUGAUGAUGGGGAAAUGAUGAAAUUCCGAGUCGCUUUGAUUGUUGUUGUCCUGUCAGUGCAUUUAUUUACUCUGUCAAAAAAACAACUUGAAAUGAUGGAAAAACAAAAAGAAAUAAUAAAGAAAUGACAAAAAUUCGAGA